CUGAAAAUGAUCUUUUUGAAUGAAAUCGCGACAAUUCAAGUAAUUUAAGACGUAUCAGAUAUGGACGAAAGUUAGUUGUAUCAAGUGAUGAGAAUGGAGCAGUGUACAUAGUACAUAGUGAGGUGAUCAAUGACAAAAUAAAAUUUUGCCAGAAAGCAUUGUGAUUGAAAAGCAGCCAUGUUGGUCAAGUGCUGAUGUUUCUGGAAGGGGCAUGUGUCAGCCAAUGUCCUUCAGUGUCCAGAGGGAGGUCCAGCUUCGAUUUCUAUGUCCAGCAGAUAUAGAUGAGGUCAAGAAGUUAUGCAGAGAAUGGUUUCCAAUAGAAUAUCCCGAUACAUGGUACCAGGAAAUAACCUCCAACCCCAAAUUUUACUCACUAGCUGCAACCUACCAUUCCAGGAUCGUGGGAAUGAUUGUGUCAGAAGUCAAGUUACUAUCUUCCAUCAAUAAAGAGGAUGCUGACAUUCUGGCCACUCAUCAUCCUCCCACUUCUCAGGUUGCCUACAUACUGAGUCUAGGGGUGGUUGUGGACUUUCGGAAGCACGGCAUUGCUUCUUUGCUAUUGGACAGCCUAAUUUCCUACCUUACAUCAAAAGAUCGAUGUAACUGUAAGGCUGUGUACCUUCAUGUGCUUGCUACAAAUGUUAUUGCUAUCCGGUUCUAUGAGAAGCGUCGAUUCCAAGCUCACAGCUUCCUGCCUUAUUACUACUCGAUUCAGGGUAAACCCAGGGAUGGAUACUUAUAUGUACUGUAUGUCAAUGGAGGAAAACCACCCUGGUCUUUCCUUGAUUACCUGGUCAACUGCGGAGUGAUGAUGUCCAAGCUUCAGCCGUGCGCCUUGCCAAGACAAAUUGUGCGGUCAGUACGUGGAUGGUUGUGCCGUUUACUCGCAGGAGCCACAUCUAAUUAUUCUAGUUAGUUGUCAUUCCAACCUAUGAUUUUAUGUGUGAGUCCUUGAGUACAAAUGUUGAUAAAUGUCCCAUGAUCAAACCUGCCAUGUCUUCUGUUACUUGCAUAAUCUUUUAUUUAUAUCACAGUCAAAAUUGUUCCCAAAAGAUA
Molecule: messenger RNA, 1056 nt
Organism: Ylistrum balloti
Lineage: Eukaryota; Metazoa; Mollusca; Bivalvia; Pectinida; Pectinidae
Product: N-alpha-acetyltransferase 60-like
Exons: 6
Coding region: 212-916 (234 amino acids)
Biological process (GO): N-terminal peptidyl-methionine acetylation
Cellular component (GO): Golgi membrane
Molecular function (GO): protein-N-terminal amino-acid acetyltransferase activity; histone acetyltransferase activity
Source: RefSeq, a predicted model, not a curated record